CCGACACUUUGCCUCUUUCUUCUAUUUUUGUAAACCCAUUCGCAUCUGCAGCUACUGAAACAAUCCAGCAUGCCGCUGACGGUAAACGAACCUCAUCACCACCGCAUCAAGCGCCAUUACACAGUCAGAAAGUCUCCAUAUCUUGUCUCGCUCGUGUUGUUACUCGCAGCAACAUCUCUCACUUUGUUGAACAUCUAUGUACCCAGACUCAUCCAUGUCAAGGGGCGAAAUCCAGGACCGACCACAUUCGAAACGAGGUAUGGCCUUUACAAACGCUGCACUCGCUCUCUAGCUGUACCAAACUCGACGCUUGCUUUCCUCGAAUCAGCCCACCCUCUUCCCACUGCGGUUGAUCUGCCGUUGGUGGAUAUUUUUGGUAUCGAGGGACCUACUGGCGACCCUUCGAAAGGCGCUGGGAAUCAGUGGGUCUGUCAGAAUUUCCCUACCAGGUCAGAGUGUCAGCAAUUUGGCGAGAAGUUUUGUGUUCUCUGGUCAACAUCCGGCUACGCAGCUCAGCUUUCUCUUGUGCCAUGCCUUGCCAGCUUGAUCAGCCUACUUUUCAUCUUUUUGCACAGGGGAGAGCGUACGGCCAGAGCUAAAGCUCGUCGCCAGCAAUGGAAGCUCGUCUCGGGCACCAUGCUCAUCCACUGCCUUUUGCAAGUGUUAUCCAUCGCCUUGAUUUUGCACGUUUUCAGGACCGAUGCUAGGUUCGAGAGUAAAGGCAGUCAUUUGGACCAUUCAUUCAAUUUCGGAGUCGCCUCAGCCGUUGUCUCUCUCACACAAGCUCUUCUUUUGACGUUCACGGGUCUUGCAGCUCGCGCGGGCAAACCUUGGGCAGCAGGCCAGUCCGCACUCAAAUCACGUAAUCACCGCCGUACCCGUUCCGGACGAGUUGUCCUUGUCCCCGAGGGUACCCAUGUCCCGCCACACGAGGCUGUUACUGUUGGUGAGGUACGGGCCGUCCAGGAAGUUGGUGAACCGAAUGAAAGCACGGGGUUGCUAGACGGACAUGAAGAGAGUGUGGCGGGUGGUGGGAGCCAAAGAGCGACCGAUACCGUUUGAUGUCAAUGUCAAGGAAAAUGUGGAAUGGGAGGGCCAGAGACCUUGUUUAGAGUCGAAAAUAAUGGUUCGAAAAUGAUUUGUGGACUGUAGCAAAAAAUGUUUCAAAAAAUAGCUCCCUUAAUGUAUCUAGACGUAUUCCUCUUUAUAACUGAUCGUGAUCCGCUUCGAAAUGGCAGUGUUAUCUGUACAAGUCUAGCAGCCCAGCAUGGAAAGUAAUUUUGUACAUAUAGAUGUUUAUGGCCAGCCACACAGAGUAACAUGCACAACGAUA
This is a messenger RNA of Cryptococcus deneoformans JEC21, 1333 nucleotides long. RefSeq names its product expressed protein. The record is from RefSeq and is a predicted model, not a curated record. Lineage: Eukaryota; Fungi; Basidiomycota; Tremellomycetes; Tremellales; Cryptococcaceae. The coding region runs from base 70 to 1062 and encodes 330 amino acids. The transcript has 7 exons.